UGCAAGCUGUCACAACUUGGGAGAUUUGCCCUUGUAAACCCUUCCCUGAUGAUGGAGCCACAGUUGCUGCUGCACUUUCCAAGUAUAUUCUAUCCAGCAAUUCCCUCUGCCUGCUAUUUUCGAUAAAAUAAAAAGCUACUUUCGCAAGGAACGCGUUCCUUCAAUUUGUCUCCGUCUAGUUACAACGUUGACACUUCUCAGGAUUAUUGCAUGGAUUCUGAAGAUCCCUCCUCUUCUACCGCGGUCGACCAAAUUGUUUCCGAUGACGAUGAAAUAGACUACACCGUCAAACCAGAAUUUUUUGACCCAUGUAGUGACGAUAAGGAUGAAGCCUGGUUGGAGCGUAAAAGGAAAGGCAGGAGCUCUGAUGCAAUACUCAGCUGCCCGGCUUGCUUUACAACUCUCUGUAUCGACUGUCAAAGGCAUGAAAAAUAUGUUACUCAGUAUAGGGCUAUGUUUGUUCUGAACUGUAAAAUUGUGGACAACCAGAGAUUACGACUACCUGCAGGUAGUAAGAGAAAGCGAGAGAGCAAAAAAAUAUCAAGGGGACAAUGCAGAAGAAACAACGACAAAUUGCCUGAAACUACCAGUGAAAACUUAAAAGAUGAAGUUUUCAAGCCAGUCUGCUGCUCUGUUUGUCAGACUGAAGUUGCAAUAUUAGAUGAAGAUGAGAUCUAUCAUUUUUUCAAUGUCAUGCCAAGCUAUGCUUAGUUCAAAUUAGUUCCAGUGGAGUGAAUCCCUCCAAAACAAUGGUUGGUGAUGUGACGGAUAAAGAGGAAUUAUGUACAAAUUGGUAGCUUUUCAUAAGCCCAUUUAAAAUUGAGAAAACUGCACAAAAUGUUUUGGCACUUAUUUGUCAUAAGACGAAACAUAUCUUUUGUAGAACCUUAAAGAUUAAUUUAAUAGACCAAACAGUGGCAUUACAAACCGGCAGAAAGUUACAUACAUUUUGCGCUACAUGUUCAAGCUUUAGGCCUAACAGCAGAUAGCUCUUGCUUUUGCUGCCUGUGUUGCAAUCUAACAAUCAAGUCUACUCAAUGGAGUUUUCCGUAGCAUGUGGCUCAAAUGGUUUUUAAGUGCAUAGUGCACAAACAUUUAAGAGAUGAGUUAAAAAUCAAUUGCAGUAAGAAUAUCAAUAUUAGUUAAUGACCAUCACAGCAACAUUUUGUCAAUGUGUCGUUACUAGAAUGCAAUAUUCAUCUGAUGCCAUAAGAGGUCUCGCGACAUUUUCACCUCUUAUGUGGAUACCAUGUUACUAUCACAAUGAAUUGGUGGUUAUCAUUAACAAAAUAAUUAUCAAACUUCGCUGUAUAAUAUUCUUUCUAAGCUUUAAGGAUCGAUGUUACCAAAUUUCAAGA
This is a messenger RNA of Cryptomeria japonica (Japanese cedar), 1358 nucleotides long. RefSeq lists its product as uncharacterized. Lineage: Eukaryota; Viridiplantae; Streptophyta; Pinopsida; Cupressales; Cupressaceae. Gene Ontology annotation, biological process: positive regulation of cell population proliferation. Gene Ontology annotation, cellular component: nucleus. The transcript has 3 exons. The record is from RefSeq and is a predicted model, not a curated record. The coding region runs from base 211 to 711 and encodes 166 amino acids.